Molecule: messenger RNA, 2026 nt
Organism: Pocillopora verrucosa
Lineage: Eukaryota; Metazoa; Cnidaria; Anthozoa; Scleractinia; Pocilloporidae
Source: RefSeq, a predicted model, not a curated record
ACUGUUUCUAAUCAAGACAUUCAAAGCAGAGGUCGUUUGAAUAACCCCUUAUUAUUUACACGAGCGUACUAUUUCAUAAGACAUUCUAAAAAUGGUUCUAAUCCCAUUGCUCCAAGUCAUUUGCACUGCGGUUGUUUUGGUCUAUGCUGAACCAGAAGAAACAUGUCGCAUCAUUCAAUUCGUGCGUAAAGUAAACGAAAAGGCUCUUGAAGGUCACACGAUUGCAACGAUUAAUUCAAAUAAUGUCGACUUUUGUGAGAUCCAGUGUUUCCUUAACCACGAUUGCGUCUCUUAUAACUUUGGGCCGACUGAAGACAACGCUGACACAUAUGUAUGUGAACUGAAUAACUCAACGGAUAACAAAAGAUUGAAACCUAAAGCGAUGUACGUAUACAGCGAAACAGAGGAUUCCUGCCGGUCAAAUCCUUGUUUAAACAAUGGCAAAUGUCAGUAUGGUUUUACAGUCAAAACUUUCCGCUGUCUGUGUACCGUUGGCUUUACUGGAGAAUUAUGCGAUAGGGAUAUCGACGAAUGCAGCAAUGGAAGCCAUGAUUGUGACGUUAAUGCGAAUUGCACCAACACUAAUGGCUCCUAUAGCUGCACCUGUAAUGAAGGAUACUCUGGAAAAGGAGAGUCAUGCCAAGAUAUCGAUGAGUGUCUCAGUGGCAGCCAUGCUUGUGACGUGACUGCAAAUUGUACCAACACUGACGGCUCUCACAACUGCACUUGUAAGGAAGGAUACACUGGGGACGGACAGUCAUGCCAAGAUAUCGACGAAUGCAACAAUGGAAGCCAUGAUUGUAACGUAAAUGCGAAUUGUACAAACACCAAUGGCUCCCAUAGCUGCACCUGUAAGGAAGGAUACACUGGAAAAGGAGAGUCGUGCCAAGAUAUCAAUGAGUGCCUCAAUAAAAGCCAUACUUGUGACGUGACUGCGAAUUGUACCAACACUGACGGCUCCCACAACUGCACCUGUAAGGAAGGAUACACUGGGGACGGACAGUCAUGCCACGAUAUUGACGAGUGCAGUGAGGUUCAUGGCGUCAAAAUGAACGACUGCCAUCCUAAUGCCUCUUGCGUUAAUAGCCAGGGCUCAUACAACUGCUCUUGCAAUCCUACCUAUAUUGGGAAUGGUGUUAUAUGUAAAGCCGAUCCGUGCCAUAAUUACAGAAACCUGAGCGAUGCUGACAGAAAGAGCACUUACAACACACCCAACGGUCAAGAAAAAUGUGACGACGAAUCUUCAUCCAUGAUAUUCGGGAAGUGGCAUCGUUUCGUGGGAGAUGCAGGAACAAAAAUGCCAACCCAGUGCGUACCGGAUAAUAGAUGUGGUGCAGUCUUAUCAGGCUGGCUAAAAGGUGGUCACCCCACAUUAGCAAAUGGUGAAGUUUCCUCCGCGGUCUGCUUUACCAGAGGUGGAGAUUGUUGCAAGAAAUCAAUUGACAUAAAUGUGAAAGACUGCGGAUCCUACUUUAUUUACAAACUACAAAAGGUACCUGCUUGUAAUCUGCGCUACUGUGGCACAGAUUGAAUGCUAUAAGCAAGUAAUUCUGCACAGUGAAAGGAUUCAAAAAUCGAUUUAUUGACACAUGUGCAUUAAUGUAUAACAGGGACUUUAAGAAUUUCACAUGAUCCACUUUUCACGAUUAGUGUUAAACAAUGAGUAGUUUGAACACAAGACUGCCAUUGGACCGUGUAGUUUAAUCUUUCAAGUAGGAGUACUCCUUUCAAGGGAGGUUGAAGUCUGUUCUUUUUUAUUUAUGUACUGGAAUGUCUUUAUAUACGGCAAUCCCAUAAGUUUAAACACUUUACUCAAAACAAUUCUUUCAUUAAUCAUUCUCCUACGAUUUUUUUUUAAUUUGAGGAAUGAUACUCUCUAUUUCAGGAAAAAUUUUCAUUAUCUUAUUCUUAUUAUCAACAGAUACAUUUAUAUUAAAUUCACUAUUCAAAUCUAGAAGAACACGCUCAAUAUGAUACUUUCUAUGGUAGACUGAUUUACGUACAAUCCUCCAGCGAUUAUUAUAAU